GGAUGCGACAACCUUCGGUAUGCUUUUAAUUUAUGUUCGUUAGUUUCAUUUUGAUAUAACCUUCAGGCACAAUUACAGUGUUUUGUAGUUUUGCUGUUGUCAGACAAAUAACUGAACGAAUAGGCUUGUGGUUUAUAGUGAAAGAAAACACGAAAUGCUUAUGAGGAUACAGAACUGUUUUACGAUUGUCGUGGCUGUUCUGUCUUGCAUCACAUUCACAUUCGGAUCACGGAGAAAUCAGUCACCAGCAUCAUGUACGACAACGGGUGUUGAAACCGACUGCAGAGAGAAGCACUUGAUGGAAGUACCAGCAACAAUUUCACAUUCUACCCAGAAAUUGUACAUGGAUGGAAACCCGUUGAAAAUUUUGAAAUCAAACAGUUUCAAUCUACUCCCAAGUUUACUUAAUUUAUCACUGAUAAAUUGCCAUCUGUCGACGCUGGAUCCCAAAAGUUUCGUAGGAUUGACGAAUCUUACAAUUUUAAAUCUGAGCAACAACAGCAUCAAAUCAUUCCCUGAUUUACUAUUUGGAGCAGAUUUAAAAAAUUUGCAAUACCUCUACCUCAAAUUCAAUUCCAUUUCACGAAUUUCACAGAAUGCAUUAGAUCAUCUGGUAAAGUUAAAAGAACUUCAUCUAGAACACAAUAAACUCACUACAAUUCACCAGCAUUCUUUCACCAAGUUGGCACAUAUAAAAUGGUUAUCUAUCGAUCAUAAUAGUCUGGUCACUGCAUACGCAUCGUGGUUCACUCCAAUCACAAAAACACUCACACAUUUAUCACUCGGACACAAUCCUUGGGUAUGUGAUUCAAAAAUGUGCGGAUACAAAAACUGGACAUCUGCAGCACACAAGAAGUUUAGUGGAGCGGUUGACAUAACUUGCAGCAAAACAAACACAUCAUUGAAAAACAUUCAUUCAAAGACUCUUUGUGCUACAAAUAAAAUUAUAGUGAUUGCAUCGAACGCGCCAAAAAUGCCUGUCAAGACAGUCGGAUUAGCUGCAACUAUUUCGCUUGAGUGCCCGGAUAAACUCUCAACGUCGUGGAAAUAUUCGUCUAAAUCAAAGAAUGGUUCCUUUGUUCCAAUCAAGCAAGACGAGAAAAUAAAAAUAGCUCCUGGAGUGCUUACUAUAACCGGUACAGCAAAGCACGACGGAGGUACAUAUUGUUGUCUCGACACAGUAGGCGACGAUCUCCAACAUACUCCAUCUGGCUCACCUCACAGCACACCACAUUGCUUCUCGCUUAAAAUCAAAUCACAGUCGUUCACAAAACCCGCAUCUCCCUCUAGUGGCGGCGGUAGUGGUGGAGCAUCAGCGGCAGUUAUCGUUAUCAUUAUUGUUAUCCUGGUCUUGGUUGUAGGUGUCUGGUAUUUCCGACGUAAAAGAAGAAAUUAUGGAUUGCUAAGUGAUGAGAGUGUUUUUCAACCGAGUUAUGACGACCCAGUUUCACAAGAAUCGUCCCAUAUAUCAGUUCACAAUGGGGGAACAGGAGAUACAACAAUGAUGGGAGAAGCCUACGUUUGAAAAUUCGGAUACCUUUUAAUAUUUUAUGCAAUGCUAUGUAUACCAACGAUAAUCACUUCAUUAUUGUAAAUCAAGAUUUUUAUUGUUGAUAUCAAAUUGACGCUUAAAUAGAACUGGAGUCAAAGCAAAGUAAGUAAAAAGUUCGCGAACAAUUAUUAACAUACUAAAAAUUAAUGUUCUAUAUGUGCCAAAUGAUGUUUACGCUUGUGGAUCUAUUGUCAGUUCUUUUUCACUUUCUAUUUACAAUACUACCUUUCAUUUAAAAAAAAGACAUUUUAUGCUUUCAUUUUUGGUACAUUAUGCUGCUCAGUAAAAAUUUCUUUUUAUUAUCAUUCAAUGUAUGAGCGUGUUUGGAAGAAAAUCCUUCUCUUUUCACUUUUUUUCUCUCCUAUUGAUAUAAAUAUACAAUAGCAUAAUCAAAAUCGCCAA
Molecule: messenger RNA, 1954 nt
Organism: Styela clava
Lineage: Eukaryota; Metazoa; Chordata; Ascidiacea; Stolidobranchia; Styelidae
Molecular function (GO): protein binding
Source: RefSeq, a predicted model, not a curated record